This is a messenger RNA of Drosophila rhopaloa, 1679 nucleotides long. RefSeq names its product zinc finger protein 568. NCBI's taxonomy places the organism in Eukaryota, Metazoa, Arthropoda, Insecta, Diptera, Drosophilidae. Gene Ontology annotation, molecular function: zinc ion binding. The record is from RefSeq and is a predicted model, not a curated record. Gene Ontology annotation, cellular component: nucleus.
AAUGGUCACGGACGCUUGCAUUCAGCUGUUGUACCUUUUGUAAUUUUUGAAACUACGUACAAAUAACAAUAAAUACGCAUAACUCGUCAUGAAAACGGAGUCGAACGAGAAGUGGAUUGUGUGCCGCGUCUGCCUGAACAAUCCCAGCGAGGGCGAAGAGCUGCUCCACGAGAUUUUCAGUCAAACGGCCAGCACACGUCUGGAUCAAAUGCUGCACAUUUGCGCAGGCAUACCUGUCAGUCUGGAUGACAAGUUUCCCGACAAGAUGUGCAGCAAGUGCGUGCGCUGCCUGCGGCUGUGCUACAAAUUCCGACUGACCUGCCAACGAUCCCACCAGCAAAUCAUGGAUAUGCUGGUGCGGGAGGCCAGCAACUCGAGUACACCUGGCGAAGAACAACACCUUGACCUCUCCGACGACCUUACGGUGGAGAGCGUGGUCAAGAUUUGGGAGGAAGACACCAGCCAACUGGAUGACGGAUUUAAGGUGGAGGACGACACCAGCCAACUGGAUGGCAGUUUUAAGCUGGAGGAGGAGAAGUGUAAACUGGCGAAACAGCAGCAAGAGCAGGUUAUUGCUUAUGUAGUUGAGGAUGACGAAGGGGGCGAUACCAUUUUGUACGAUGAGCAGGAUCCCACGCAUGCUGUCUUUGAUGUUGAGCAGAUUGUGAUCGAAGAGGCGGAGCCCUAUGCUGUUUAUGAGGAAUAUGAGCUGCUCACCAGCGAGAACCCCGAGACAUUAAGUGAAAGCGCCCAGGGAAAACGCUCUAAUAUUACAAAUACGGUUAAAGAAGAAGUUCCCGACGAUGACCUAUGUCAAGAUAUUCUUAGCUCGGACGAAAGUUAUGUGCCGGAGACACGGACUACUAAUAAACCACUGGCAAAUCACCAGCGAUCAAGCAGAAAGUCGGCUACACCCAACCGAACCUCCCCAGAGGUCGAAACCGCCAAAAAGAAGCCGGGCAGAAAGCCACGCAACAAGCUCAGCAGCUACAUCUGCGACGUGUGUGGAAAUAUCUAUCCCACUCAGGCCCGUCUCACCGAACACAUGAAGUUCCAUUUGGGCGUCAAGCCCCACGAAUGCGAGAUAUGCGGACGAGGCUUUGUCCAGAAUCAACAGCUGGUGCGGCACAUGAACACGCACACGGGGAACCGGCCUUACAAGUGUAACUACUGUCCAGCCGCCUUUGCGGAUCGAUCCACCAAAACCAAACAUCAUAGAAUUCACACCAAGGAGAGACCCUACGAGUGCGAUGUUUGCUCUAGAACUUUUACCUACUCGGACAACCUGAAGUUCCACAAGAUGAUUCACACGGGGGAGAAGCCACAUGUUUGUGAUCUUUGUGGCAAGGGCUUUGUGAAGGCCUACAAGAUGCGUUUGCAUCGGGGUACGCACGAAAGGGCCUGCCCUUGGAAACCUGAUGUGGAAAUGAGUGCCGAGGGAGAGGACAUCAAGGAAGAGGCCCUAGAUUUUCUUAGUUGAUUUCCCCGCAACUAGGUAACCAAAAAAUAAAUUGUUUAUAUUAAGACGAUUUGGAUAAGCCAUUUUAGUUUUAGGAUUUGAAAAUGCCACUGUUAUAGCUUCCCAUUAAACAUUGUAAGUGUAGGCUAACAUUUAAAACUAUAAAUGUAAGCUAGAUUAUUUCCGAUAAAUAUAAUAAAACGGUAAUUUUCAACUUUAA